Alternaria atra is the source of this 483-nucleotide messenger RNA. RefSeq lists its product as uncharacterized. The record is from RefSeq and is a predicted model, not a curated record. The transcript has a single exon. Bases 1 to 483 code for a protein of 160 amino acids. Gene Ontology annotation, molecular function: iron ion binding; oxidoreductase activity, acting on paired donors, with incorporation or reduction of molecular oxygen; monooxygenase activity. NCBI's taxonomy places the organism in Eukaryota, Fungi, Ascomycota, Dothideomycetes, Pleosporales, Pleosporaceae.
AUGCCGCAACUACUCCAGCGACUGGGAGCGGCAUUGAAGCGGCUUCCAGAUCUCACUCGAGCUAUGCUCGAUCGAGAGCGUAACGAGAGCAUUCAUGCUCCGCAAGCUCUGGGGCGGAUGAUCAAGGAUCCAAAGAGUACCCCGGAGACCAUCAUGAAGACACUGGUUCGGCUCUCUGAACAGGAAAUGGAACGAAGCGAUGAGUCAGAUCCAACCCCAUCCGGACGGACCAGCACAACGUAUCUGACGGAGGAAGAAAUUGCAGGAAACCUCUUUAUCUUCACUGCCGCUGGAUUUGAUACAUCUGCCAACACAUUGUGCUAUGCGAUCGCUCUCCUCGCAGCAAACCCAGAGUGGCAAACCUGGAUCCAAAUAGGAAUCGAUACAGUACUUGGAGAAGACAAUCUGUUGUUAUCAGACUACGAGAUGGUGUUUCCGGAAUUAAUACGGUGCUUGGCUGUCAUGGUAGUGACCCGUGGUUAG